CAAAUAAUGGCUGUCGGUGACUGCGUCCGUCGUAGCGGUUAGUUCCGAAACGGCAUCCGCGCAGUGAACACCUACCGUCUCCGAGUUUCGAGUAUGUGAAAUAUUUCGUGCAAGUUCGUUUGUGAAUGUGUUUUGUGACUUUUAUGUGAUAUUUCGUGCUAUCAACCACACAAACAUGGCUCUUUGGAAAAUUGUCACCUUACUGUGCGCAGCGACGCUCUACGCGGAAGCUAAAUGGAAUCACCAUCAAAAGCGAGAAAUCAAGCCGAGUAUCUGCGACCCUGGCUACAAUAAAACAAACAAAGUUCAAUGCUACUGCGUCAAAGAUAUUCGGGACCCAGCUGUAGUGAGGAGCGCUGAUUGCUACCUAACGACAGAGGGCGUGGGGGAAGACGAUAUGAUUUGGAAUGAAUUUAAGAUUCUAAAAUCAGCUCAUAAACUUACACUCUCUAAUUCUAGAGGGAUCACUUUAAAAUAUAUCCCAAAGAAAAUAUUUAACGAGACUAUAGAAUUACAGAAAGUCGAUAUCAAAUAUGGCCUAAUAGAAAAAGUAGUGGCGUUUGCAUUUGCUAAUUUGAGUACGCUAGAAGACAUCACGCUCAGAGACAAUCAAAUAUCUGUCUUAGAACAAAAUGCAUUUGCUCACCACAGAGAUUUAACUAUCAUAAGUUUAGACACAAACAAGAUAAUCGAAAUAAACAGAGAUGUGUUCGUAGAUUUGCCAUCUUUAGAGAAACUUUACUUAACAAGCAACAAAAUAACGACUAUACACGACAAAGCAUUCCUUCAUUUGUCAAAUUUGCGAGAAUUGGAAAUCGAUAGGAACGGACUGUUCAGUUUGAAUAGCGAAACAUUCUCGGGCCUGAAGAAAUUACAAAAACUCGAUCUGAGCAGUAACAGUCUGGAAGUGAUCGGGGAUAACACAUUCCUGCCGCUCGUCAAUUUACUAUCUCUAAAUUUAGGAGGAAAUAAAAUCCAGAUGCUUGAUGAUAGAGCUUUUAAUGGGUUAGUCAAACUUCAGUCGAUGUCGUUGGCCCAUAAUAAAUUGGCUGAUAUUGAUAAUGUUAAAGUAUUUGAAGGAUUGGAAGGCCUGGUGUCUUUGAGUUUAAGGGCGAAUCAGCUUAAACAACUAAAACCUGAGGUCAUGGCCCCCAUUCUGACCAACUUACAAGGAAACAUGAGCAGUUUAGAUGUUGAGGACAACAACUUCCCAUGCAGUUGCAGUUUGGACUGGUUUAUAAUAUCUCUGCUGAACAAGACGCAAAACAACCAUCUCAAGAUCGCCAUCGAGAACCUCAAAUGUCUACCAGACGCGAGCUUGAGGGAAGCUUGGGCGAAAACAGAUGAAACUGACAAGAAUACAGGACAAGUGUUCGAAGAUGAAGAGUCCCAACUCCAAAACGCUGAUUACGAAUACUACGACGACACACAAUUAAACGGAAGAUUAUUCUACAUCGACGUUAGGGAUUUACUGAACUGCACUAACUCGUCGAAACGGCAUACUCCAGUAACUGCUGCAACUUCAAAAACCCCUGUCCCUUCUACCAAAGUAACCAAAGCUACUUCUAGUCCAACUACAGUUAAACCGAAAAUAGAAACUACCGAAAUUACUAAAGAAAUAAAUAAUGUUAAUAACAUUGUAAAAGCUAAUCCAAAAGCUGCAAAAGGAGAUUUCACAACAACGAAAUUAGCCACUGUCUCUUCUAAUCCUAUUGAUAACAAUUUGUACGAUCAGGAUAUGGCGUCUGAUGAUCCUAAACCAGAUAAAAUCAAGGCUCACAGAAGUGUUCAAGACAUAAACGAUGUACCCAAUGCUAGACCAAAUAGUGCAAUAAAUAAUGUAGGCUGUGUAACGCUUGUAUUAUUAUGUUCUAGAUUAAGUUUCUAUUGAAUUACUAAUAUGUUUAGAAUCUUAGGUAUUAUAAGCUCCACUCUCACAGUCAUUAAAUUAAAUAAAUAGAUUUAAGAAUA
Molecule: messenger RNA, 1971 nt
Organism: Manduca sexta (tobacco hornworm)
Lineage: Eukaryota; Metazoa; Arthropoda; Insecta; Lepidoptera; Sphingidae
Product: connectin
Exons: 3
Coding region: 176-1891 (571 amino acids)
Molecular function (GO): protein binding
Source: RefSeq, a predicted model, not a curated record